Messenger RNA from Neofelis nebulosa (Clouded leopard), 8143 nucleotides. RefSeq names its product solute carrier family 9 member A4 (gene SLC9A4). Lineage: Eukaryota; Metazoa; Chordata; Mammalia; Carnivora; Felidae. The record is from RefSeq and is a predicted model, not a curated record. The transcript is spliced from 12 exons. Gene Ontology annotation, biological process: proton transmembrane transport; regulation of pH; sodium ion transport. Bases 477 to 2900 code for a protein of 807 amino acids. Gene Ontology annotation, cellular component: membrane. Gene Ontology annotation, molecular function: sodium:proton antiporter activity.
GUGAGAGAGCUCGGGGAGGAGAGCGGGAUCAGGUGCAGGACAGACAGGUAGCUCCUUACUAGGAUCUGGUGGAGAGGGAAGGACUCCUUUCUUAGCCAAAGGACUCCAGUGAUAUCUGGAAUGGACACCCUGGUGUCUUUUUUAAAUUUUCACUCACAAGAUGAAGCCAGUGUGCAGUGACGUGAAGAAACAGCUUUGAAUGAAGACAUGUUUUUCCCCUUCCUAAGCUGCUCUUCAGAUCAUGAUCGGACGAAGGUCACAUAGGCGACCUGGGCUUUAAGGAGUCUACCGAAUGACUGAUGCACUUGAGCCAGAAGCUGAGUUAUCUGAACACGAAUCCUUUAAGGGACUCAGAACUCAAUGACAUGCUCGGACUCUUCUUGGAAUGACUCACGGACUGUACGUAUAUUACCCUUGACCCAGGUGGAUGCCCCUGCUCUCUAGAAACCCUCCUCACUGCAGAUGUGUGGCACACCAUGACAUACAGGGUCAGGGAAGCCCACAGCAUGGGUUUUCAAGUGUUUGUGCCUUUCAGUCCCUGGAGCUGGUUGCUAUUGCUGGUGGCCCUCAAGUGUCCUGAAGCAUCUUCUGAUUUGAACGAAUCCACAAAUUCCACUGCCCAGCGUGAACCUAACGUUCGGUUUGCUGCUGCAGGCUCAGAGCCAGAUGAGAAGAUAUCUGUUUUUGCACUGGAUUAUGACUAUGUGCAAAUUCCUUAUGAGGUCACCCUCUGGAUACUUCUAGCAUCCCUUGCAAAAAUAGGCUUCCAUCUUUACCACAGACUGCCAGGCCUUAUGCCAGAAAGCUGCCUCCUCAUCAUCGUUGGGGCUCUGGUGGGCGCCAUCAUCUUUGGCACUGACCAUAAAUCUCCUCCUGUCAUGGAUUCAAGCAUCUACUUCCUGUAUCUCCUUCCACCCAUUGUCCUGGAGGGUGGUUACUUCAUGCCCACCCGGCCCUUCUUUGAGAACAUUGGCUCCAUUUUGUGGUGGGCAGGCCUGGGGGCCCUGAUCAAUGCUUUUGGCAUUGGCCUCUCCCUCUACCUCAUCUGCCAGAUCAAAGCCUUUGGCCUCAGUGAUGUCAACCUGCUUCAGAACCUGCUGUUUGGUAGCCUGAUCUCGGCUGUGGACCCUGUGGCCGUGCUGGCUGUGUUCGAGGAGGCGCGUGUGAAUGAGCCGCUCUACAUGAUGAUCUUCGGGGAGGCCCUUCUCAAUGACGGCAUUAGUGUGGUCUUAUACAAUAUAUUAAUUGCCUUCACAAAGAUGCAUAAAUUUGAAGACAUUGAGCCUGUCGACAUUUUGGCUGGAUGUGCCCGAUUCGUUAUUGUGGGGGUUGGGGGAGUCUUUUUUGGCGUCAUUUUUGGGUUCAUUUCUGCGUUCAUCACACGUUUCACUCAGAAUAUAUCUGCAAUCGAACCACUCAUCGUCUUCAUGUUCAGCUACCUGUCUUACUUAGCCGCUGAGACACUCUACCUCUCUGGCAUCCUGGCGAUCACUGCCUGCGCGGUAACAAUGAAGAAGUAUGUAGAGGAAAACGUGUCUCAGACGUCCUACACGACCAUCAAGUAUUUCAUGAAGAUGCUGAGCAGCGUCAGCGAGACCCUGAUCUUCAUCUUCAUGGGCGUAUCCACCGUUGGAAAGAACCACGAAUGGAACUGGGCCUUCAUCUGUUUCACCCUGGUCUUCUGCCAGAUCUGGAGAGCCAUUAGCGUAUUUGCUCUCUUCUAUGUCAGUAACCAGUUUCGGACUUUCCCCUUCUCCAUCAAGGACCAGUGCAUAAUUUUCUACAGUGGUGUCCGAGGAGCUGGAAGUUUUUCACUUGCAUUUUUGCUGCCUCUGUCUCUUUUUCCUAGGAAGAAAAUGUUUGUCACUGCUACUCUUGUAGUUAUAUAUUUUACUGUAUUUAUUCAGGGAAUUACAAUUGGGCCACUGGUCAGGUACCUGGAUGUUAAAAAGACCAAUAAAAAAGAAUCCAUCAACGAAGAGCUUCAUAUUCGUCUGAUGGAUCACCUGAAAGCUGGAAUUGAAGAUGUGUGUGGGCACUGGAGCCACUACCAAGUGAGAGACAAGUUUAAGAAGUUUGAUCACAGAUAUUUACGGAAAAUCCUAAUCCGAAAGAACCAGCCCAAAUCAAGCAUUGUCUCUUUGUACAAGAAGCUGGAAAUGAAGCAAGCUAUUGAGAUGGUAGAAACUGGGAUCCUCAGUACUGCAGCCUUUUCUGUACCGUGCCAGGCCCAGAGGAUACACAGAAUCAAAAGGCUUUCCCCUGAAGACGUGGAAUCCAUGAGAAACAUCCUGACACGCAAUAUGUACCAAGUUCGACAAAGGACCUUGUCCUACAACAAAUACAACCUCAAACCCCAAACGAGCGAGAAGCAGGCUAAAGAGAUUCUGAUCCGCCGCCAGAAUACCUUAAGGGAGAGGAUGAGGAAAGGCCACAGCCUGCCAUGGGGAAAGCCGGCUGGUACCAAAAACAUUCGUUACCUCUCCUUUCCCUAUGGCCACCCUCAGCCGGCAGGAAGAGACACGAGGGUUGCUGAACUCACAGACAAUGACAGCAGCGAUUCAGAACUCCCACCCAUCAUGUUCAAAGCACACUCUCGAGCAGGGAUACUUCAGGAAAGACGGCUGACGCCAGAGAUCAUCCCAAUGAAGAGCUUACCCAGAGGAGGGAAAUCAUCCCACUUCGGUUAUCAGAGAAACACCAGCCAAGAAGAGCAUGAUGGCAGAGGCAGAAGGGAGGCGCUACGGCCCAAACCGCUGUUCCACGCGGUAGAUGAGGAGUUUGAAUCUGGAGAGGAGAGUGGAGAGGAGACCUCAGCAGUCAGAUCCAGAUGGUCAGGGGAGCACAGACCCACUAGGCAACAUCACAGGUCCCACAGUCCUUUGCUCCAAAGAAAAUAGUUUCAUCAUCCACACAGUAGUCUCCAUGUAUUUCAAGAGUCCAUCUUCCUAUUGUUGUGGAAGAAGGAGUUUCUGAGUUACGAAGAGGGCUACUGAGUUUAUUUUUUGGAGCCUCUGAGCCAUACAUCUAUAAGGGGCACGGAGAUUUUUUUGGAGAAAAACGUGGAACAAACUUGCAGGCUCUGCUGUAUUCUUAGCUGGUGUACUUUGUAGAUGAAGUCCCCAAGGGUGAUAAAUAUUAAUCAUCACAGGAAUUCUUACUAAAAUUCCUAAAAGUCUGUGAUCCAUGAACUGUAUUGUGAUACAAGUAUGAUUGGUCAGUAAUUCACCUUAACUGUAUGCCUGUGCAGCUUAUAAUCAAGUUAUAACUGGGAAAGGCCUGGGAAAUCAUCUGGCCCAACCCUGUGUGUUUACAAAUAAGGACCUAAGGACACCCUUCCCAAGGUCAUGUGGCGAGUUGCUGCUUUCACAAGCUGGUUGUUCUCCCUCCCAAGAGAAUGUAUUCAGUUUUGAUUUUGAUAUGCACUAUGUGAUAAUUAUUUUUCUGGGAAAAGGUAAAAUUUGCCAUAACAAUGCUAUAUUUAAUCAGUAGCAAUAAUAGAUAGAUGUGAUAUGUAGUAGUGGAUUAAUUUGUGAACAAUGGACUUGUAAUCUAUUUUAUAACUGGAAUAUUUAUUUUAAAAACAAAAUAGCCAUAAACAGGAUGUAAUAGCAACGACACGAACAACAGGUAUUUAUUACAUGUGCAUUUGUAGGCUGCGGUACUGUGCCCUAGAGUUUGAAACUCUUUCCCAGUUUAAUUUCCAUCAGGAAAGUAAAUCAUUCCCCCAGACUUGACCUUGAACCUCUCACACUCCAGCUCACUGACUUUGCUAGAUGACUUUAUCUUUCUUCCCUUCUUUCCCUCUCUUCCUCUUUUCUCUCUGGUGGCCACCUAUAGAUGAACACAUAUUUAUUAAGUGCUAUUUAUUGUGCCAAAUGGCUGAUCUAUAACAAUUAACCAUAAUGUCCUUUAUCAUUACUAUUUUUGACUUCUCUAGCCAUCCCCAACUGAUUCAAUCCCAUGCAUCUUUAAAGGUUGUUUUCCAAUGCACCUGGCUGCCUAGACUGGCUUUGAUCCCCUUAAUCAGAAGCAAUGAAGUGAUCCCCUUCCUCCUGGCUGUGCCCACACCGCACUGGGUGUGUCACAGAACUUCUCUGGUAAUUACCCUUAUACACGUGUGUGUAACUACCCAGGUCUGCAGGACAGGGAGGAUAGUCUGUCCAUUUUAAACUUUAUCCAUUCAUCAGUUGUGUUUCUUAUCUCUUGGCCUUACCCUUUUUCAAGUUUUGUUUUUUGUUUUUUGCGGUUUUUUUUUUUUUUUUUUGGCUUUUAUCCAUUUUUUGUCUUAGUUGUUACAGUGCCUUGUUCAUGGUAGAUCAUCUACAAAUGUUGGGGCAACAAUGCCCUUUUGUUACAGCUGAAAAGGAGGUCGGAGAAGAUAUGGUCAGACGUUCUUAUUCUCCAGGUUACAAAGAUGAGGUGUUGAGAAACUGGCUGGUGCAGCUUCAGGGGUUUAAAGGGUUGUGGGCUUAUUCUCUAGUGUAAUCCGUGGACACCAUUGCCUGACAAAGGAUAUACGGCCUUCCCUGGACUUAUAUUUUGUGAAGGGCAUUUAACUGCCAGUGGUCACUGCUGCAGUGGUAGAAAUGCCAAUCAAAAGAGCCCACUUGUUUCUCUUCUUCUGAAUCUGAAAUAUAAGCCUGCUUCUAAAUUGUCUCAAUGUUUUAAAUUAUCUACUACCAGAUAGUAGUAAUCCGCCCAAAGGGACAGAAGCAUUUAUAAAACUCAGGGAUCUCUGGGUUUGGUUUUUUGUUUCUUGUUUUUGUUUUUCGUUUUUGUUUUCCCAUUAUUGCUUAAACAAACAAGCAGGCAAAGCAACGGAAAAACCUUAUGACCCAUGAGAGGGAGUCAUGGAGUCAUUAUCCUCACACUAUAGAUGAAGAUACAGCGACAGAACGGGGGCGUCAGAAAUCACCUUUACAAAGCCAUAUGCAAAGCCAAUUCCUGAGAGGUAGAGAACACUGUAUUCCUUGCUGGAUUCUCCAUAUAACAAAAGAAAUCCAAACUGUGAAGGCCCCUUCCCAGAGCAGACAGCAAAGUCUAAGGAUUAGUGGAAUUUAUCUGAUCCUUCUGUUUUUCUCUGAGAUGCUGGUGCCCUGUGGGAGAGGGAUGGUGAGACUUAGUGAAUAGAAGGGAACUUGCCCUUUUAAUUGGUAGAAGCCAAAAUGAGUCAUUUGCCCCGAAGCCGUCUGUUCAUGUAGACAGUGUCUGGCCCUUGCUGCCUGAGUCUAGAAAUUGGCCCUGGAACGCCUUCCUGAAAUGUAUGGUAGGUUGAGGGCCCUUGUGGUCCUGGUGGCUCUGGUAGCUUGGAGAGCUCAUGGUGGACAUGGCCUCUUUGCUUAGUCACCCAGGAUUGUUUCAAAAUGCAGUGUGAUCUGAUCUUCAUUUCCUGGCGACAGCCCACGCUGGGGUUUGGUUGAGCGUGUGAUAGGUGCCCCAAGAAUGCUCUUGGGUAUCAGUUUCACAUCAUGAGUUUUUCCAACAGGCACCGGGCCGUGCAGCAGAGAAAGUUCCCUCUGGAGUGUUGAGGGAGCUCUGCUGCUUACUCCCGACUCAGCUCGGGGAGAGGUUGGAGUCCCUCAGAGGGGCUCUCCUGGGCCUGGCCGCUGGUCCACUGAGCCUCGCAGUUUGCCCUCUUAUCUUCAACCUCGGAGAAGCCAACACACAACCCACAGAAUCCUGUCUUCCCUCCAUAAGUUUUUUUUCUUUUUUUCUUUUUCUUUUUUUUCUUCCUUUCUCAAACGUGCUCCUAUUGUGUGCCUCAGUGGUCUUUAGGUUUCAGUAACUUCUGAAAUGGGGUAAAGUCGCAUUUCCUUUCAUGUAUCCUAUAUGGCAGCUUUCUACCUGAAAGGUUUUCUACAUGUUUGCUGGUGUUUGGGAUGUGGCAGAUAUGUUUAUUCACCCUGCCCAAACCUGACGUGAUGCCAUGGGACCUCCCCGGUCUUUAUCAGCCUCCUACCAGAGAAACAAACGUUGGCUGUAGAUAGGAAUGCGCCAUGGCAGAGUGGUGAUGACAUUCCAGACACUUUGUCAUGCUUCCCCCCAUGCUUUUCCCUCUCUUUCGUGAAGGCCAUAUACUUUUGUGCUUCUCUUCUUAGAAAAAGUUAAAGGGCCAUGGGAAGUAGGUCUGGAAAUGCCACCGGAAUUCAGUGAUAGAAUUAUCAUUCCUCUAUGUAAGAAGUGACUACUACUGCUAGGCUCUUUAGCCUACCAUUUUGGUUUCAGCCUGCAGGGAAGCUUCUAGAAGACUUCCUUGCCUAUCUGGAUGCCUGCCACUGAGAUCAUUUCGAUUUUUAAAUCAGUGUAGUUCAGAGCUCAGGCUCUGAAGUCAGACCACUUUUAGCUGUGGGGCUGUGGGCAGCCUGGUUAUCUUCCCUAAGCUGAAAUGUACUGAUUGAUAAAUAAGGUGAUAAUCUUAUCUACCUCAGAGAAUGAUCAUGAGGGUUAAAUGAGAUAGUAUUUGUAAAAUUCUUAGCUUAGUGCUUGUUUUGUAGGAAGAGCUUGAUCACUAACAGCUAUACUAAUUUAGGCCAAAAUGUAUGUACUCAUGACAGAGGACAUACAUUCAAUUAAUUACAUAAAGAGGUAUAAAUAAUGGACACCUGAGACUUUUCUGAGAAGUAGUUUGAAUGACAUUAUAGAGGAUAUUUGGGGCUAUCCAUCAAUCAAUAGCAAAACCAGAGAUCAGAUCUGGAUAUGGAUUCAUGGUUUUCCGGCAAAGCUUAUUGAAUUUUUUUGUCAUUACCUCAAAAUUAUUGUGUUUUCUUGUUUGGAGGAUGGUUACCAUGGUGUCCAAUCCAAAUCAUGGUUCAUCCUCAAAGAGACAGUGAAUUUAGAAGACCUACCUCUGUUUAUCAUGACAGGCACCCUGUGAAAAAAGGGAAAAUUGCUCUUUGUCGGGGAAACAUUCAAUGCGGUUUAAUUCCUCAGCUUGGAGUCUUUUCCAUAAGAGACCUCCUCUGCAAAAGAGUGAUUAUUUUAACUUAUAAAUAUUAACUAGUUAAAUAAGUGUUUAAGGAUUUUCAGCAUGGAAAAAAGUAGUUUCUAUUACAUUUGAUAACUUCCUGAAAUUAGGGAGAGUAGUUGUUUUGUUUUUUUCUUUAUAAAUAAAGUCAGUGAGUGUGUUGGUGUUAUCUAGAAUUUUUGCAAAUAUAUUUCAUGUAUGAGUAAUACAGGUGGUUUCUUGUAGUUUUAAUUUUUUUUUUUUUUUUCAUGACUAAACUCUGUCAAGUAUCCUAUUUGUAACUCCUCCUGAGAAAAGCCAGUAGUGCAGACAGAAAGCUUCCUUUUAGGACAUCAGUCACUGCUAAUUGUUAAUUGGGCCAUAAGCCGAGGGGAAUAAAAGAGAUGCCUGGAUCAGCGCUAGUCACUUCUGUAAUUAACAAGUGAUAUGUUGUUUCUCUGCGCACAAUAUUUGAUUGAAUAAAUUCUUUUUCUUUCUGAGAGUCUAACCAGCUUCUGAGCCAAGGGUGCUCAAAGUGAGUAUGAUGGGUUUGAAAUCGAAAUUUCCAUUGCUCAGCCUUCUUCCGGUUAGGGCUUAUUCAACAAAGUAAUAUGAGCCACGUUGUAAACUGAACCAAGACAGUCACUACUCUGUUUCCAGACAUAGUGAUACAGAUCUUGAAUUAAAAUGGGUGGUCCUAAAAUCAAGGUAUAUACCCUGUGUUCUAAGAGAUCAGUCUUGAAUAGAACAGUAAUAAUAGCCAAUAUUCAUAGAGUGCUUACUAUAUUUCAGGCAGUAUUCAAAGUACUUUGCCUACAUAGAUGCAGUGUCGUCCCAUCUUAAAAGAAGGUUCAGAGAGAUCGAGUAACAGGUCCAAGGUCUCCCUGCUUCCAACAAAGACCUUGGGAACCAGGUCUAUUUGGUUUGUAACCAUUGACCUAAACUUUCUCCCUGAGGAGAAUUAAGAAUUUAACUUUUUCUCACUGGGGAAAGAUGCAAUGGAAAGAAACAGAGGACCUUCAUCCUACCAAAAAAGAACUUGGCUUUAAAAUGGACAAAUAAAUACAGUGGAAGGUGAUGUGUUUGAAAAUCUGUUUUUACAAACUUAAAGGAUGAUUAUAUCAUGAGAAGAAUUGAUCAUUCUUGGCAUUAAGAUUGUUUUCUGAUAACAAUUAAAAUGUUUUGUGUCUGAUUUUA